Clunio marinus is the source of this 2263-nucleotide messenger RNA. NCBI's taxonomy places the organism in Eukaryota, Metazoa, Arthropoda, Insecta, Diptera, Chironomidae. The record is from the annotation of a GenBank genome assembly.
UGAAAAUAGAAAAAGAAAAAGUUUUCUCAAGAUACUCGUGAACAUCGAGAAGAUGAAAAUAAAAGAAAAAAGAAAAUGAAAAGAAAACCAAAUUCAAAUUAGCGUAAGCAAGUUACAGAUUGUUGUGGAUAUCUGGCGCACAUUUCAGGUCAGACAGUGCGUCGAUAUUUUCCGCUGUCAAGCAUGAAAAUACAAAAACGCUUCACAUAAGAAAAAAGAUCAGUUUAGCAAUUGUGAUGUAGCUGAAAAGACGGUGGCAAAAAAAUCUGAAAGAGAAAAAUCCAAUUAAAAGAAAAGAAACGACUUUUUGUUUCAAAGCGGUGACAAUAUUAUUUGAGUGAAAAAAAUAGACAGAGCAAGGAUUAAUUUUCUUCGACGAGAUAAUCGAAAAAAAGACGGGAAAAAAAAUUUUUUUUGUUGAUUUAUUCACGGCUCGUAAAUUUUGCGUUUAACUCUAAUCGAGGCUUAUUUGUCGGGAAUUGUGAAGCAGCUAAAGUCAAGAAGCGUAACAGAAACAUUUGUGAAAAGUGAAUUUGAGAUAGAAGAAGAUGCCAAAUAAAAGCAAAGCCAAGAAACAUAAGCGCAAAAGUCAUUGUGAUAAGAAUAAUGACAGUACAGGCAAUUUAGCAGAUUUAUCAAGCAAUGAAGACGAUGUUAACAUAAUUAAUGGAGAUUUUGAGAAGCUACAAGUAGCCAAACCAUAUCAAAUUAAAUAUUCUGAUAUCUACGGAAGAUACUUGGCUGCAUCACGAGAUUUGAAGAAGGGCGAACUUUUAGUUGAAGUCGAUGCGUUAGUCAUUGGCCCAUGUGCUGAAAGUUUGCCAUUAUGUUUAGGCUGUUACGUUGACCUUUCAACAUUAUCAAAAAAGAAUCUAUGUUCAUUUUGUGGUUGGAUUUUGUGCCAAAAAAACUGUCCCGGCCUUCACAUGGACCAUGGUCAUAGUGAGUGGGAGUGCCAAUCGUUUAAGAAACACAAUCUCGCAUCAUUUCUGACGAAAUGUGAUGAAAAAGACAUUAGGUUUAUUUUCGAAUCAAUUUUGAGCGUAAGGUGUUUACUGUUGAAGCAGGUCAAUCCCGAGAAGUGGAGGCAAAUAAACGAGAUGGAAUCUCAUAAUAAAAUUCGUAAGAAUAUUCCUACGCUAUGGAAUCGAAAUCAAGAGCUUAUUGUCGAUCGAAUUCGAAAUCAAUGGGGCUACAACCAGUUUACUGAAGAUGAGAUUCAUACGAUUUGUGGAAUUCUUGAAGUAAAUUCAUUUGAAGUCGGUACAAGUGGGUGUCGAGCGCGUGCUCUUUUUCCAGAAGCAUAUCUCAUAUGUCACGACUGUCAACCAAAUACGACACAUACUGACGAUCCAUUGACCCAUAAACUCCACCUUCGUACAACUGUACCACUCAAAAAGGGUGACACCAUCACAUUAUCCUACUCCUAUACGCUUCAAGGUACUCUUAAACGAAGGGAUCAUCUGAACGAAAGUAAAUUUUUCUGGUGCACUUGUGAACGUUGCAAAGAUCCAACUGAAUUAGGAACACAUGCCAGUACCCUUUUAUGUCCCAAAUGCACGAAUGGAUUUAUUAUGUCUACCGAACCACUGAACCAAGAUGCUGAUUGGAAAUGCAGAAAAUGUAACUACACUGUAAGCGGAAAAUCAAUUUUAAUCUUAUUAGAUCGACUCUUUGAUGAGUUGGAAAUGCUCGAUCCAAAUAGCAUUAAAGAUUACGAAGACUACCUCAAGCGAUAUGCAAAUGUUUUACAUCAAAACCAUUAUUUGAUACUUUCUGCAAAGCAUUCACUUUGUCAAUUAAUCGGUCGUUCUGACGGCUUUAUCAUUAACGAACUCGAUUUGUCUCAACUACAAAGGAAGGAAGAAUAUUGUCGGGAUUUAUUGAAUGUCGUGAACGUACUUGAACCUGGUGCGAGUCGAUUACGUGGAAUAAUUUGUUACGAGAUGCACGCUCCAAUGAUGGUGAAAAUAACGAGAGAAUUUGAAAAUCGAACCAUAAAUAGCAAUCAAUUACGAUCUCGAUUGAAAGAGAUUGUCAAGCUACUUCAUGAAUCUUAUGAAAUUCUUAAAAUUGAACCAGAAGGUUCAGCCGAAUUUUCAAUUUCCCUUGCCGCACAAGAUGCUUUGAAGAAAAUGGGAAAUAUCUGAAGAGAGAUAAUAAAUAUUCAUUUGCUUUUCAAGACAUCAUUAGACUGUUGAUGAAAGAUAACUAAAACGAAUGUGAAUAAAUAAACUUUUCAAGACAUUUCGAUGGUCAUAAA